Trichosurus vulpecula (common brushtail) is the source of this 6110-nucleotide messenger RNA. It is a transcript of the gene CTNND1, whose product is annotated as catenin delta 1. Gene Ontology annotation, cellular component: cytoplasm; nucleus; adherens junction. Gene Ontology annotation, molecular function: cadherin binding. Bases 1327 to 4035 code for a protein of 902 amino acids. The transcript has 19 exons. NCBI's taxonomy places the organism in Eukaryota, Metazoa, Chordata, Mammalia, Diprotodontia, Phalangeridae. The record is from RefSeq and is a predicted model, not a curated record. Gene Ontology annotation, biological process: cell-cell adhesion; cell-cell junction assembly.
GCAGAGCCACCAGUGGUAGAGCUUGCAAUUCAGAUCUGUGCAGUGAAACCAUCUUUUUUCUCACUCCUCUGGUGUUAAGUUCUGGAGCUUUCUUGGGACAGUACAGGGGAGAGGGGAAGCUAUUGUCUCAGUGGUUGGGGAAACUGGGCAGCUUGUGAUCUUAGCUUGACUUCAGUCCUCAGAGAACACGCUGUGCUCAGGGAUAGGUCUGUCCACCAACUGUGUCCUCCCACUUCAUGCUGGCCCUGUGUGCUUUCCUUGUUAACUGUGUAAUUCAUGUCUGUGAGGAAGGACUACUCCUGUUCUAGUAAAGGGAAAAGGGAAGAAAGCAAAUGCCAUGUUGCUAUUCAACCCUGCUAACCACAGGAGCCAGCAGCCUUGGAGGCUGUACUGGUCUGUGGUGUGACUGUAGCCGCUCAGGAUAUUCAGAAGGAGAAGUGUCUACUCUUUCUUUAUCCUGGUCCUGAUGUGAUAAAAUCUUGUCUGGGUUUUUGUCCAGUUUACUUUCUGUGGAGGGAUUGUUGCUGACUGCAUAGGCAUUAUGAAAUCUUGAGAGGAGUUACAGGUAGGAGCAAUUGGACUUUUUUUCACUAAUAGCCUAUUUGAGUAUGAAGGCAGAUGGAAAAGAAUAUCCUUGGUAAUGAGGAGUCAGAAGAGUAAGUGGCGAGAUGGGGCUCCAGUUAGUAUUCCUUGGGAAAUCACCUAACUGGACCCCAUUUUGCUACUUAAUUUCUUUUUUCUGUCCUUGAUACCCAGUCUUAAGCAACAAAAAAGGAGGCUGAUUUAAGAUGUAUGUGGAGAAGGGAGAGUAAGACUGGCAAGAGUCAGUGAGAUGGCGGGGAAUUCCAGGAUCAUAAGUAUAGUCUUUUCUUUAAAUUUCACUUGGCUAAAAAAAACCACACCCUUCCUCUCCACUGAAAGAAAUCUAGUUUUGCUUCCUCUCUCUGAAGCUUGUUUAUAAUGGAAUAAGGGCUUCUUCCAAGGUAGCCAGGUCUUUUGUCCCUGCUUAAUGAUUUUAGUGUCCUUAAGAUUCUAUUCUGUAGCUAAAAGAGAAUGAAAUUCCUGGAAGGAAGGGUUAGCAAAUACAUUUUUAGACAGUAGAGUCAUGUGAUUUUUUUUUUAAAUGUUUCUUAAGACAGCCUAUCAUAGUCUGUUCAAUACUUUUAGAAACCAGUGGUGGAGAUAUUGUGGGGAUUGGUGCCACUUUUAAGACUAAUUUGGAUUCUCCUUCAUGCCUGGUAGGCAAGAGUACUGUUUCUGCUUCUUCAAAGAGCUGCCAGACAUGAGGGGUAUUAUGCGUGCUUCCCACAGGACUGAGGAAUAACGAUGAACGGCCGGUUUGUGGGCGAUGCUGACCUUGAGAGGCAAAAAUUUUCAGAUUUGAAACUCAACGGACCCCAGGACCACAGUCACCUUUUGUACAGCACCAUCCCCAGGAUGCAAGAACCAGGGCCAAUUGUGGAGACCUACACAGAAGAGGAUCCUGAGGGAGCAAUGUCUGUUGUUUCUGUGGAAACUUCUGAUGAUGGCACCACUCGCCGAACAGAGACCACAGUCAAGAAAGUAGUAAAGACCGUGACAACACGAACGGUACAGCCAGUCCCAAUGGGACCAGAUGGGCUUCCUGUAGAUGGCUCCUCAGUUUCUAACAAUUAUAUCCAAACCCUGGGCCGUGAUUUCCGCAAGAAUGGCAAUGGGGGGCCUGGCCCUUAUGUGGGACAGGCAGGCACUGCCACUCUCCCCAGGAACUUCCAUUAUCCACCAGAUGGCUAUAGCCGUCACUAUGAGGAUGGCUACCCCAGUGGCAGUGACAACUAUGGUAGCCUGUCCCGGGUGACACGUAUUGAGGAGCGGUACCGUCCCAGUAUGGAGGGAUAUCGGGCUCCAAGUCGGCAAGAUGUCUAUGGGCCUCAACCCCAAGUUCGAGUGGGUGGAAGUAGUGUGGAUCUACAUCGCUUCCAUCCAGAACCUUAUGGAUUGGAGGAUGACCAGCGUAGUAUGGGCUACGAUGAUCUGGACUAUGGUAUGAUGCCUGAUUAUGGUACUGCCCGCCGCACUGGGACACCAUCUGACCCCCGCCGACGUCUCAGGAGCUAUGAAGAUAUAAUUGGUGAGGAAGUACCCCCAGACCAAUACUACUGGGCUCCCCUGGCUCAGCAUGAAAGGGGAAGUUUAGCGAGUCUGGACAGCCUGAGAAAGGGAGGUCCUCCACCCCCCAACUGGAGGCAGCCAGAAUUGCCAGAGGUGAUUGCCAUGCUGGGCUUCCGCCUGGAUGCUGUCAAGUCCAAUGCAGCCGCCUAUUUGCAGCACCUGUGUUAUCGUAACGAUAAAGUGAAGACCGAUGUGCGGAAACUUAAGGGUAUCCCAGUGUUGGUGGGUCUGUUGGACCACCCCAAAAAGGAGGUACAUCAUGGGGCCUGUGGGGCUCUCAAGAAUAUCUCCUUUGGUCGUGACCAGGACAAUAAGAUUGCCAUAAAGAAUUGUGAUGGUGUUCCUGCCCUUGUUCGUCUUCUGCGAAAGGCCCGUGACAUGGACCUUACAGAAGUCAUCACAGGGACACUUUGGAACCUCUCAUCUCAUGAUUCUAUCAAGAUGGAGAUUGUGGACCAUGCACUGCAUGCUUUGACAGAUGAAGUGAUCAUCCCACAUUCUGGCUGGGAGAGGGAACCCAAUGAAGAUUGUAAGCCUCGCCAUAUUGAAUGGGAGUCAGUGCUCACCAACACAGCUGGCUGCCUCAGGAACGUCAGUUCAGAACGCAGUGAAGCCCGUCGAAAACUUCGGGAGUGCGAUGGGUUGGUGGAUGCCCUGAUCUUCAUUGUUCAGGCAGAGAUUGGGCAGAAGGACUCAGACAGCAAGCUGGUGGAGAACUGUGUCUGCCUUCUACGGAACCUGUCAUACCAAGUCCAUCGAGAGAUCCCACAGGCAGAGCGAUACCAGGAAGCUCCUCCUAACAUUGCCAACAACACAGGGCCUCAUGCUGCCAGCUGCUUUGGGUCUAAGAAGGGCAAAGAUGAGUGGUUCUCCAGAGGGAAAAAACCCAUGGAGGAUCCAACUACUGACACAGUAGAUUUUCCCAAAAGAACCAGUCCUGCUCGAGGCUAUGAGCUUCUAUUUCAGCCUGAGGUAGUCCGUAUAUAUAUUUCUCUUCUUAAGGAGAGCAGGACCCCUGCCAUUUUGGAGGCCUCAGCUGGAGCCAUCCAGAAUUUGUGUGCUGGCCGCUGGACGUAUGGCCGAUAUAUCCGUUCAGCACUGCGCCAAGAGAAGGCACUCUCUGCCAUAGCUGAUCUUUUGACCAAUGAGCAUGAACGAGUGGUGAAAGCUGCUUCUGGAGCUCUACGGAAUCUGGCUGUGGAUGCACGAAAUAAGGAACUAAUUGGGAAGCAUGCUAUCCCCAACCUUGUAAAGAACCUGCCAAGUGGUCAGCAGGGCUCUUCCCGCAACUUUUCAGAGGAUACCGUGGUGUCAGUUUUGAAUACUAUCAAUGAAGUUAUUGCAGAGAACUUGGAGGCUGCCAAGAAACUCCGAGAGACACAGGGCAUUGAGAAGCUAGUGCUGAUCAACAAGUCGGGUAAUCGAUCAGAGAAGGAGGUUCGGGCAGCAGCACUUGUCUUACAGACCGUCUGGGGGUACAAGGAACUUCGGAAGCCGCUGGAGAAGGAAGGAUGGAAAAAAUCAGACUUUCAGGUCAAUCUAAAUAAUGCUUCUCGGAGCCAAAGCAGCCAGCCUUAUGAUGAUAGCACCCUCCCUCUUAUUGACAGGAACCAAAAAUCAGAUAAAAAAUCUGACCGGGAGGAAAUUCAGAUGAGCAGCAUGGGUCCAAAUACCAAAUCAUCAGAUAAUUAUGCCACAUUGAAUGAGAGGGGAGACCACAGUAGGACACUGGACCGAUCUGGGGACCUGGGUGAAAUGGAACCAUUAAAAGGAACACCCUUAAUGCAGGAGGAAGGGCAGGAAUCACUGGAGGAAGAGUUGGAUGUUUUGGUUUUGGAUGAUGAGGGGGACCAGUUGUCUUAUCCCCCCAUGCAGAAGAUUUAGCACCACUGUUUCAAGCUUCAUCUGGGUUUAUAAUAUAUGUACUUUUAUUUUUUGGUGGUGAAAUGGACUGAUGAUUCUACCCCCUCCCUCGCUGGACUGUUGUGCCAACUGCCAGGCUGCCUCCUGCCCUGUUAGCCCUAUAUGGACUGCCUUCCUUUCCUCAACCCCAGCUUCUUUCAAUGAUGCCUGCCCUUCCCUCCCUGACCCUGGUUUCUCCUAAGGAGUCUGACUCAGUCACUUGCAUAGGAUGCCUCAAUUUCUCCUGCCUUGGGAAACUGCUGCAGAUUAUUUCUUUUGCCAGCUCUCCCUAGAGCUGCUGGUCCUAUAUGGAGGUUGGGAGAAAGUUUGAGAUUCUUCAUCAAAAGCCAUGGGAAGAAUUAGAAGUUGAUUUCAGUGUAUAUGGUGUCUAUCAAAGCUUUCAUGUUUUGACUGACUCUUUUUUAAAUUUUUUUGGUGGGCAAGGAAAAUUUUUUUCAAUGGGCAACGAGUGAAUUCUUGUUUCUUUUCUCCUCCUAUUCCUAAUGGAUAUUUUGGUUUUGAAGCAAAGAAUGUUGGUAACAUUGGCACAUUCCAUUUGGGGAAAGAGGCAUCUCACCAAGGGAUCCUUCAGAGGAGACCUUUCUUCCUGCAUGUCCAGGGCUGGGAACCAUCUAAGGACUUUGGACUCUAACUCACUGUUAGUGAGUAGCUGCCACCCUUUGUUGAGUCUGUCUCUACCCUUCAUUCCUCAUCCUACCACAGAUGUUACGGCCAAAUCUGCUUCAGAAGUCUUAGGAAGGGGAAUCAGGCUGUGCUGUUAAGGGAAUGUUCUUGGGGGAAUGAGUUGGAAUAGUGUGGAAGGGGGAGAAAGAGGUCACUUAAAAAAAAGAAACAACAAUCAGCUCCCUCAUCUAUCAAGCAGGAAGGAAUGUACAUAAGGUGGUUGGUCUGAAGUUGAGGUGGGAAGCUUUAAAGCUUUUCUUUCUUUUCUUUUCUUUUUUUAGCCCUUUAUCUUUCCCCUCUCCUUUUGCUUUACCCUGGGGUUGGUUGGCCAAGAGAAGGAUUUUUAUGUACAUAGCUCCUGCCCUUCCUCAUUCUGUGCAGGGGGGCUGCCCUGGCUUUGCCUCUCCCAUGUGCCUUUGGCCUGGGGUGGUCCCCUCCCCCCCACGUGCCUUUCUUUGCCGAAGCAGCCUCAUUUCCAAUGAUUUUGCAAAUUAGAUUUUGUUGCUUCCCCGUUGAAACUAAGGGGAGAUCAAGUGAUUGGCUCUUAGAGCCUAGAGGAACCCAAAUUAUCCUUUUGGUCUGGGGGAGGAUGACCCUUUAUUUCCGCCUUAACAUACAUACACCCAGCAGUGAAAGUUGGGAUUUCCGGCAAUAAUCUUAGUUGGAAAAAUCUUAAAAUGUUGGGGGGGAAGGGGAAAGUUUUGAGACAUGAUCCCCAAAUUUCAGCAUCAUCUCUGAAGGGUUUCUGGAAAGUCUGGCUUCUCUUCUACUCCUCUAGCUCAGUGCAUUUGAGCAUGGUAGUGAAAAGAGCAGCCAGCUGCUAUGUGGUUUCAGCUUUUUGUUUUUUAACCCUAUCCCUCCCUCAUUAAAAUUCAAAGCACAUUCAGUGCAACUGGAAGACCUCCCCAAGUGUUGAUUGUUGAGCUGGGGUAGAAAGUACCCAGCUGCCUUGCCCUAAAGCUUGGGUGCUCACUAUUUCCUUCCCACCCCUUGCUGGUAGAGGGGAGCCUUUUGCUCUCUCGGUGACCCCAGGAGCGCACACACUGCACAGAGGGGAGUGGGUCCUAGCUUGAACUGGGUCUCCUUGUGGUCCCCCUCUCCCUCCUCCACCUUUGUCUUUUUUCUUCUGGUGCUCUUUUGUUUUCUCGGUGGGGUUGUGGGUAUCAGUACAGAUAUGGGCUUUGGGGACCUUUUAAAAUUUUUUGUGUGACUAUAAAACACUAAACACUCAAUUCCAGAAGAACCAAAAAUCCCACCUCCCCACCGAACACUACCAUGGGACACGUCUUCUGCUCCGUGCCCUUUUCUCUUUCUUGUUAACGCUUUUAAAAACAAAUGAGUUUUUUAUAUAAAUAAAAUUUUUAAAGUGUGUA